AUGGCGGACCUACCACCAAGAAGACCCAUCCGCCAGCCCCCUCCCCGAUGGAAGCCAAACCCCAAUCCGGCGUCAAUAGACGUCCCAGGACUAGACACCACAGCCUCCGUAACAGAUCAGAUCGAGCAAAUCGAGCAGCUGAUCACACUCAAGCUGCAGAACAUAGACGAGAACUUUGCUACGAUCCAUAGCUUGUUGAUGAACAAGAUUCUACCUGCGAUCAAGCGGUACGGGACCGCCACCGAACCGGCAAGGGAGGCUGCGAAGUUCUGGACCUCGUUCUACGAGCAGGCUGCGCAGAUUCGCAUCCCGGCAUACGAUGACUACGAGACGGUGCACGAAGAUCCAUCCGUACAGGCUGAAUCCGAGGCCUCUGCGGCGCCUCCUCCCGUACCAGAGUCGCCGGCCCCGUCAGAGGGGUACGAUGAACCCUCCACCUCCAGGGCGCCGCAGUCGCGAUACGAUCAGAGUAUGGCGUCGACGGAGAUGUCCUUUGCUCCCGCGCAGGCCGCCGUAUCGUCCACUCCGGCGAGGCAGCGCGCGCAGAUGGCCAAUACGACACAGUCUACGGAUAGUUCAUGGGCUGCGUCGCUGGAGUCCCCGAUGGUGCGCAUGUCGCGGGACUUGCGUAGCUUGGCGGAGGAGGACGAACGUUCGCGCUUGAAUGUUACGGCGACGCAGGAGCGGACGUUCAUUCCUACCUCUGUCAAGGGGAAGGAGCGAGAAGAACCAAUACUACGAAGCAUUCUCCGGAACAAGACAUAUAUGCCGGAAUCGACGACGCCUGGCUUGUAUGCCUCGCCAUCGCGGUCACGACAGAAGAUCAAGACGCCCAUUCCUGCGCACCUCAACCCAUUCACAAGCCGGAAUCCGGAGCCGCAGAAGUGGAAUGGUGUGGUGGACUUGGGACAGGCCGGGCUGGCUAUACCACGGCGUGGCGAGCGAACCUAUACUGCUGCCGAUGACGACUCGGACGACGAUGACCUGCCACCUGGGAUGUCGCCGCCCGUCCUGAUGUCUCCUGCGCGCGCACCGCGCUCAGUGCGAAGAACGCCGGGGAGGAUGGCAGUGGAUAGGAUUACGCGCGAUCUGGUCAGUGAUGUCCAGCGCGCGGAGCGCGGGUACCAAUAUAGCUACCAGUACGAGAGCCGCACGGAGACGAGUGUGAGCUCGAUGCCGUCGGUACCCUCGUCGCUGUCGCGAUACCACCAGCAGCAAGAGUCGCAGUCCAGCGUGACGAACGACACAAGUCUGGAGAGCAUGAUGCAGCGCAUGGAGGCGUACGACGACCAGCCGUAUCAACAGCAGCAGCAGCAACACCAGCCCCAAAAAGAGCCACAAGACGAACUUGAAGAAGCCGAGACGUCCUUUGGGGAUGUCGCUGGGCCCAUCCCGCUCAACUUCCAGCGGCGCGGCGUGGACGACGACUCGGAUUCGGAUGACGACGACCUCAUCGACGCGACUGUACAGCCCGGCGCGGCCUUCAUGAUGGCCUCCAACAAUGCUGGCGACGACUCCUUUGACUCGAUCUCCUCGCGCUCGUCAUCAGAUUCGAUGGACGACGAGAUGCCGCCGGAUGCACUCGCGCAGCCCGUCCACCCCUUCGCGCGGCAGUGGGCAACGAGCGUGGACGACGAUUCGGACUCGGACUCCUCGUCGGACGAGGGUGUGCGGGGGGAUACGUCGACGCUGUUCGGGGCGCGUGCAGGUCCGCUCAAUGUUAGGCAGUCGAUUGGGCCGGAUGGGAACUUGCGGAUGCUUGGGGAGGAGCUGCUGGAGGAUACGAUUGGGUAUGGGCAGGUGCCGGGGAUGGUGCCGGAGAGUCCGUCACCUGCAGGGGAGUGGCCGAUGCUGGGAAGACGAGGGAUAGUGGACGAGUGA
Molecule: messenger RNA, 1881 nt
Organism: Schizophyllum commune H4-8
Lineage: Eukaryota; Fungi; Basidiomycota; Agaricomycetes; Agaricales; Schizophyllaceae
Exons: 3
Coding region: 1-1881 (626 amino acids)
Biological process (GO): attachment of spindle microtubules to kinetochore
Cellular component (GO): mitotic spindle pole body; mitotic spindle; DASH complex
Source: RefSeq, a predicted model, not a curated record